GAAAAAUUCCAUAGGAUGAGAAUGAGGCCAGUAAUUGGCGGGAAGUUUGGUCAAUGGCUGACGAUUUUCCGGAAAGGAGCUCUUGCAAAUUUCUAAAAAUGACCAAAAGAGACCCCUGAUUUGAUUCAAAAUGUCUCAAGAAUAUUCAUUUAUAACAAGUGGAUUGAGAAUCAAGCAAGAUAAUAUAAAGAAUUUAGCAAAGGACCUUAAACUUGAAAAUCUGAAUGGAGUAAUUCAAAGUCUUAUCAGGGUUUUUGAGCAGUUGCAAAAUGAACUCCCACAAAGCAUUUUGCAAUUGUGCUCCUUUAUUUCUGAGAGUGCUAAUCAUCUGAAGAAAGAUGAGUUAGCCAACCUGGCAAAUCAUGCUAUACAGGAACUAGAAUCCUAUUUCAGAGAUUGGUGUAUGUUCUGUGAACAUUAUAGCAGUUUGCAACUCAACCAUGAAAAUGGUAUUUUCGUGCUAUAUAAUUUCAUCAUUAAAGACAUAGAAGAGAUUUUCAAGCACUGUAAGGAGAGUAGCCGGAUAUACGAUCGUUGUUUUUUGGAAGUUUCGGCUUCUCUCUCAAGUCUUUUCAAGAUGUCAUACCAAUCUUUAAAGAUGAUCUUGGAAAUGUUUGAAAAACCUGCAUUGGAUCAAUUAACAGAGGACGAAGUCUCACAGUUUUCUGAAGGCAUCAUGCAGCUACUUCGAUUAACGCUUAUUCUCAAAGACAUCGACAUCAUGCCACUUGUUAACACACUGCGGUCUUUAAACAGGAUGAUAAUUGGCAAAAGGGACUGCCUGCGUGAUAAGCUGGAUUGCGUUAAGAUAUUUACAACAAUUUGCACGUGUAUAACUGAAAAGUUGAAUUUUUGCUGGUCAGUCAUUCAGGAGAAUGCACUUCGGGGUCAGGCAAGUUCAAAAAGAUCGUCAAAGAUCAUCAAGGCAUUGCGUUUUCUUGUUGGCAUGCUCCUACAAUUAAUCAAGGAAUACAAAAACGAAGUAUAUGGUGAUUCAACAACGUCUAUAAUUGAAAUCCUGUUGUCACUGCAAUGGCUGGCCCCGAUGUCUUUCCAUCAAGACACUCGAAGAACUCCUCUUUACGAAGAAUUCUGCAGUGCAGUUCUCAGUGUAAUAGAGCCACUUCUCUCAGAGCUGCUUCAAGAACGGGAUUUCAUAACCAAGUUUUUAUCAAUUAAGGGAACAUUUCAAGAUGCUGUCAGUGAGAGAAAUGUUUUGUCUGCGUUAUUGCUUUCCGCAUCGAUAUCGUCACUUCUCGCGAGAGCUGAAGAUGAUAUAAAAAGCGACUGGAUGAACGAGGUAGCAUUCUCCCCUUGUGCCACUAACAUUGUGGACCUCAUAGUCACCUUGUAUGAACAAAGUAGAAGCAUGAAUCUGGAUAGUAUUUCUCUUCCGAAUUUCGUUGAGGCAGGACGACCUAUGAGAGAUGUAUCAUUGCACGAGCACUGUUACAUUCGAACAUGCGCCCUCGUUGCUACAUUCAGUCAAAGAGAAUUUCAGAAAAUGGAAUCUUCCUUGUUAAAGCAUUUGCUGUUGCAGCGGUGUUUCAGCUUCUUUGUCGCAGACAUCCUAUCAUUUGUUGCAAGAUGGGGUCCUGAGAGUCUAUGCUUUCAGCAAGCUGAAUUUUUCAUUCAUAUGAUCCUGGCUGUUUUUGAAAUUUCUUCCAUGCAGUCAAAGAUCCUCAACAGAUGCAGUUUCGUCCUUCAGCGGCUGUUCCUAUUGCUAGGCGACGUUAAAAAGGAAGAAUUUUUAAAGAGAAUCUUGUCGAGAAGAGAAGAUGUUGUGACCAUAUUGAGUAUGCUUCCAUUCAGCAGAAUGAGCCAAGAUCUCCAAGAGAAGUAUUUAGGUACAAUAAUAUCCAAAACUUUAAAUGGUUUGGAAGAGUAUAAGACAAAAGAAAAUCAGAAUAUGAUGAUGAUGGUCAUUAAAGUAUGGGAACAGUCUCUUGCUAGUGUAAACGCAUUUCAGCUGCUUUCACCUCUCCAAAGAAAUGGCGUCAUAACAACUCUAAUGGACGUUUUUGAAGGUUUCCAAGAUUCACAAUGCACAGAGAUUGACGAGCAAUUUGUAUGCUUGAUUUUGGGAGCAACUAGCAAAAUAGUGUGUUUUUUAGAUAUGCGGCAAAUUGAAUUGACAUUGCGGGUUUGUUUGACAUUGGCGGAAAGCAAUCACUCAGAAUGUCUUUUCGUCCAGCUGUGCAAAUUUCUCUCUGCCUUGAAGAUGGAAGAUUUUACCAACGAAUUUCAGGGUGCCUGUCUGCCGUAUAUGAUAAAAUUGUUUCAGGCUUUACUUGCUCACAAGUCUCCCUUUGUUCGAAUUGAAGCUUUGCAGUGUCUAGUUCAAUUUUCUGAGGCCUCAUUUCAUGCUGACGUUUUAUAUCAGUGUCUGCCAGAAACGAUGGUCGAAUCCUAUGAGUCACUUUCAAGUAAGACUGUGUUGUUGGAUGAAUUGACUGAUAGAGAGAAGGAAAAAAGACUAGAAGAGGCAGUACAGCUGUUCUUAACAACUUAUGAGAAACGUAGCGACUGCCAGAUUGCUUGCGAGAACCAGAGUGCUCCAAUCUCAAUGCCGGAAGCAGGGACCGGGGAACUGCUUAGACUAGAGAAUGACUUGACAAAAGUUGUUGCUGAAAUCAAGAAGUAUGCAGAAAAAAGUUCUAUUCCUGACUGGAUGGCGAAGAACUUUAGUGCCAUAGUACAGGAUCUGAAUACAAUACGAACUUGAAUGAUGUAAUGGCCUCUUUGUAUAUAGAGUAUGUAGAAUAGUACAUGCAAGAUUAAAAAAUUUAAAAGAAGUAAUUGACAAGGGCCUAUACUUACUUAGUGACUAGACCAAUACGAUUGUAACAACAAGAAUGAUGGGCUUUAAAUUUUGAACUGCUAUUUUGAUGUUUAUUCUGUUUUGUUUCAUCGAAAUGUUACAAUUUUCUUUGGAAGACACAAGGUAACUUGCACACAUCAUAGGCGUCAACCCUUGCGACUGCCAAUUUAUCUGGUAUGUCAUUGACAUAUAAAGAAAUGCUAUAGCAAAACCUAGAUUUACCAAGUUUCCAUAAAGCAAACCAUAUUUCUAGAACAGCUAUACUGGACCCAUAUCUAUCAAAGCCUUGAUUCUUAUUAUGAAAAUUGAUCGGUAUUCAUUUCUUUCGAAUAGCUUAUAUUUUUGUACGAGCUAAGGAAUUAGCUAAGAAAAUUUCAUGUAUUGAUUUUAUCGCUAUUCUAGCUAUGCUUGCAUUAUUCCAGUGUAACUACAAGCAACUUAAAUUGAUCAUCUUAAGAAUUUACAAUCCCCUCAAAGCUGUCUCCCCAAAAUGGCACAUUCCUUAUCAGAUUUUGUUUCUUCACUGCUUCAAGUCAAACUGCUAGUGGAAGAAUGGAGUCUGUAUUGUAAGCAACGGGGUCUUUUCUCUCAUUGAUUUUGAGAAAGCUAUGAACUGUCAUUUUUGUUUUAAACAUUUUAGCCACAGGUGAAAAAGCUGUUUCUGUCAAUAAGGCCUUUAACGUGCCUUUCCAUUAAGAUUCUACCCUUCAAAGCCUCGAGUAACCAAGGUUAUGGUAUUGUAGAUCGAUGUGGUGACGAAUAUUUCUGAAAUUAAAUUUGAACUUUAUUUCUGAGACUAGAUUGUUGAGACCCUUUCACCUAGGGUAUGAAAAUUAACUCUUUCUUCUCCGUAGAAAAUAUGUCCAAGGCACCAGAAUUCCGUAUUAUAUAUGAUCGUACUGAUAAUUAACUAUUUAUUGAUUAAAAUCUGUUUUCUUCUUAAUUAAAACAACCACUCUAAACGGGUAUCAGUUAGCACCUACUUCACACGGAAUAUUAUGUUGAUAAAGCAUAUCCAUUGAUUUUGUAUUUCCGGGCAACUGAUAGGAACAAGUGUACAGCAUGGAACUAGCUUUGAUACAUUUUAUCUACGAAGUACAACCCAGUGGUCCUGAAUGUCCACUGCAUAUUUUCAACAAUGGUGCCUUUCCCUUAUUUAUCGAUCUUCUGCCUUAUUUUGCUUUGAAAUUUAUCUUUUUGAUUUGUCUCAUAUUCCUCAUCGUAUGCCAGAUUUUGAAAAUUUCUAGGUCCCGCAAAAGUCUAAAUAUAUUAGUAUAAAAUCAAUUUUGGCAAAAACCUCAAAUUACCGUUGUCAAGCCUUUUCUUAAGCAGGUAUACAUAUGGUUUCGUGUCAUGUCAUGACGGCUAUAUCUAAAUGAUACUGUUUUUUUGUAACUGAAUCGAUACUUAACAAGUAUAAUCAUCUAAACUAAAGAAGCAUUUUCUGUUCAUUGUGAAAGAAGUAUGGUUACGGAAAAUUUAUCAAGUCGAAUAUAAUUUGAAGCUGUCUUGUCAUUGUCAUAAGUUAAAGCUGUCUUGUCACUGAAAGCAAGAUCCAUAAUUUUCAAAUGUUUAAAUGCUUUAGAAAAACAAAAAACAUUACUAGAAAUACAUGCUUUAAACGCCGCAAACCGCAUUAUGACUCAUUCUGAAUACGAGGUUUUGGCGGGAAUUGAAAUGGCCAAAAUGGCGUGUGCACAGAAUGAAAGUUUUAAAGCAUCGAAAGAUUUUACUUAAAGAUUUGAAAGCCUCGAAACAUCUUUCAGCAAAAGUGGCUAAUGAUCAUAUUAAUUUGUACUGAGCGUCUGUUCUUCUAGUGAAAUAAACGAGGCAACAGCCUGUUGCUCACUUUUUAGGACAAUCAUUGUUAUCGGAAAAAAAUAACCCGGAAUGGCCUUUCGGUUUGAGCUAUUGGCACCAUUUUCAUUGGAAAUUCGCAACUUCAAGUCAUCAGUACAUGCUGCAUCGUCGGAGAAAAGAUUCCAUAAAAGCUCAGUUUUGGGGAAGUAUCACAUGAUAAACCUAAUCCAAGGGUUUAUCAGGAUAAAAAAGCAUUUCGGUAGCAGUUAAGUGGUUGACAUUAAAGCAAAAUAUUGGAUAACUGACCAUUAUGCUGGAAUCUAUGCUAUCAUACGAAUAAUGUGAAGAAUUACAAUGAUGUUUUUUGCCACAAACGUCACUUGAUGAAUUUUGAUAGGAAUGAGGAUUCUAGACAGUAUGGAUGGCAAAGAAGUUUUGUUAUUAGCAGUUGCCAUUAGAUCAGGUUAGUGAGAUGGAAAACAACUCUACAUUUUAUCUUCAUUCCUUCCGGCCGAAUUUGACUUGACCUUUUUAUUAAAGCUUUCGGGUUUGGUCUCACUGAGAAAGAAGUAAAGUUUGAAGGUUUCUAUUGCAUAAAACCUAGGGCAUUAAGUUGAACUUUCCAGUCGUCAGUCAUUCGUAGCAAGAUAUCUUAGGUGCUAUUCGUCCUCCUGUAUGCGGAGAUUAAAACUGAAAGAGUUUUAUCAACAUGGGGAACAAAAAUAAGAAAAAUAAACGCACUAAAAAGGUCUUUCAAUAGAAAAGUAUUCUAAAAGUUGUUCUUUUUAUCACAUGGAACAAAAACCUUGGCAUAAAUCGACAUAAUAAAGUUCCGGUUUCCGCUGAUCAUUAAUUUUUACUUGCAAAACCGAUAUAAUUGCAUAGAUGGAGUUGAGCGUUCUUGGUCCAAAUCCCAUCUUCAAACUCGACGUCAAUAUUUAAAAACUUUAAUGAUGUAUCCGCAGACAAAGGGCUGAUUGUUGUGUACCGCAAGCCUCAUUUCUUGUUCUAUUCCUUUUGCUAAGUUUAUAUUAACGAUCUCUCAAUGUCUUUCUGGAAUGCAAUGUGUCAAUAACCUGAAUACUACACUUAAUUUCCUAAAUUCUACACUUAACAAUGGUCUCACUUAAGUUCAAUUCAGUGGGUUUUAAACUCUAUAAUAUGCAAACACACCAGUAUUAAACAAUUAUCGACAUAUUUAUAUAGCAAUAUUUUGUAAAACAUAGCACACACACACAAAGUAAAGGACUGAUAAUGGACCAGACCCGUCAAGAGCCUUUCUUAGGCCUGAGGCAAAAAGAAAUAUGUUAUUACAUUUUUUGGAUUUUAUCAUUAGGAAUUCUAUUGUUACGGUUGUUGUAAUUGUAAAGAAAUUUGUUACCACUUUUGGGCAACUCUCAGCUUGGGCAUGAGGCAAUCUGCCCCCUCUCUUGACAGGGCUGUACAUGACAUUUGAGGAUUGUAUGAAGGAGAUGAGAAGUAUCACGUAGCUUUAUAACUUUUAAAAUAUAUAAAAUUUGGAAAAGAAUGUGUAUUACGGUAGGCUGAGAAGCAAAUGAAGUAAAAGAGGGUUAACAAUGGUUGAGUUAGAGAGAUAGGAGUGUAUGGAGACGGUUUGUGCAAGGAGCCACAGAUGUUAAGUAAUUUGCUCCAAUGAAAUCCUUUUAUAACCCUCUUCUGUAACAUUGGGUCACUGUAGGUUUCAUAUCAAGGAGUUACUUCAGAAGAAGAAUACAGAAGAGACUCGUUGAUAAAUUCAAACUUGUCAAUAUUCAAUGGCAAUUUUAUAAGCAUCAAGCCGCAUUCUACUUUCUUCAAUUCUUCUUCGACUGUUCUUUGAAGAAAAUUCAGAUUUUUAGCUUCAUAGUAAAUGUUAGCAACUUUUAGGUUGUAAUCAAUUCUUAUUGAUUUAGUUUUAUUGUAAAGUUUUAUAGGCCAGCUUGAUA
This is a messenger RNA of Rhopilema esculentum, 6567 nucleotides long. The record is from RefSeq and is a predicted model, not a curated record. Lineage: Eukaryota; Metazoa; Cnidaria; Scyphozoa; Rhizostomeae; Rhizostomatidae.